UUGUCAAAUUGAAGUGAAAGAUUUUAUGGAGGUCAUGCAUUGCAUUGCAUUUUUAUGCAUUUUACACCAAUUAUUGUGUGUCUAAUGCGACAAAUAUCAAUUAAACGCGAUAGUUUUCAGUGUAAUAUUAUGUUAUUCACCAGAUUUAACUGAGCAAAAGUGUUAAUCUCUCCAAAUUCUCUUUUCCCUGUGUUGUGUUGUCUUUCGCCAAAGUUUGUCUGUUUUGGCUAUAAAAUUGUAACAUAAUGGCAGAUCAAUUUUGUUUACGUUGGAAUAACUUUCAAACUAACAUUGUGAAUGCGCUAGAUUCAUUGAAGUGCUCAGAAGACCUCGUAGACGUGACACUCACUUGCGAGGGCAGGAAUAUCAAGGCCCACAAAGUGAUCUUGUCAGCUUGCAGCCCGUACUUCAGGAAUGUGUUCAAGGAGAACCCAUGUCAACACCCUGUUAUUAUCCUGAAAGAUGUGUUGGCUAAUGAUAUAGUGAGCUUGUUGUCUUACAUGUAUCAGGGGGAAGUGUUCAUUGAAGAAAGUAAACUGUCUUCAUUUCUCCAUACUGCUGCCUUGCUGCAAGUAAAAGGAUUAACAGGGGUGACACAACAGAAAGAGACUGUAACCAUCCCAAAUGCUUCAAACAAACUGUAUACUCAGUUAACCAUCUCAUCAAAGCCUCAAGUGAGUCAUCAAAAAGACGCAAAGUUACCAGGACUUAAGAAGAGACGGAGCAGUACUUCGGACAAACCCAACGAUGUCACCAUUGGGACCCACAAGAAAAGCAAAGUUCUUGACUCAAAUGAUAUUUACAACCUGCCAUACCUAUCCAAAGUUGUAGAUAAUCAAAUCAAUGUUCCUGAUAAUAAUAAUGUUGACAAGAAAUGUGAAACUAAAACUGAGUCUAAUGUACCGCUUGCCAAUGGUAAAAGCUCUGCAACCUCACAGAACAACACCCAAGGAGAACACAUACCCGUGACAGUGAAACUAGAGAGGCCGGACGAGACAGACUCUCCCGCACCACCACUGUCCGAGAGUUCCGAGACAGAGAACAGUCUUCCCGGCUAUGAGAACAGCAUGCUUGCCAGGUCUCUACUCUCAGGUAUAAACCCUUCCAAAAGUGACAACAGUGCCAAUUCUUCUUCCCUAAAAAAAGCCAAUAACAAAAUUGAGGUACCAUGCUCAGUGGGUAAAGAUACCGCAACCGAUACUGUACUCUACACCAACCAAGCUAACGCAUCCAAAAGUCCUAUGAAGACUGAUGAACCAUUAGUGAAGUCUGAAAAACAGUCACCAAAACCUGAAACAGAUUAUGAGCCCGAAGUGCUGUUGUCUGAGCAACAAGACGACAAUGACUCCGAAGGAGGUUACGGUUCAGAGCAGUCGCAGGCACUCAUGCUACUGGCUGGAAUGUCCUCGAUAAAUGUCCUUGCAGCUGGGGCCUCGACAUCGCAAGGGUUGACUCAUCAGCAAUCAAAUCAUGCAGCCAUAUGUGGAGACUGUCCUCACUGCGGUAUGAAAUAUUCGAACCAGUCAGCUCUGAAGUACCAUGUUCGACUGAUGCACUCGGAUCUCACUAACAGGCUAUGCUGCUAUCUUUGCCCACGCUCAUUCACUAUGCGUGAAACCUUCAAAGAGCACAUGUGGGCUACGCAUGGUCAGAGGAAUUAAACUGUUUAAUGUAAGACAUUGCCUGGUGCCUUCAAAUGUUCCUUAUUAAUAUAGGAGGCAGAUAUUUAGUUUCCGACAUUGUGAAGUAUGGGAGUUAAGUGCCUUGAGUAAUGUUGACCGUCCUAUGUAAUAUUCUGUGCUACACAGGACUAUUUGUAAAUUUGUGAUAGUAUGUUUUUUUUUUACAAAAAUGAAGAGAUUGGAUUCAGAAACUUUAUAUUGCGGAAGUAACUUCAUUGACUCCAGA
Plutella xylostella (diamondback moth) is the source of this 1908-nucleotide messenger RNA. RefSeq lists its product as uncharacterized. Gene Ontology annotation, biological process: regulation of transcription by RNA polymerase II. The record is from RefSeq and is a predicted model, not a curated record. Gene Ontology annotation, molecular function: protein binding. Gene Ontology annotation, cellular component: nucleus. Lineage: Eukaryota; Metazoa; Arthropoda; Insecta; Lepidoptera; Plutellidae.